Lepidothrix coronata (blue-crowned manakin) is the source of this 4359-nucleotide messenger RNA. It is a transcript of the gene GTF2H1, whose product is annotated as general transcription factor IIH subunit 1. Gene Ontology annotation, biological process: transcription by RNA polymerase I; nucleotide-excision repair; transcription by RNA polymerase II. Lineage: Eukaryota; Metazoa; Chordata; Aves; Passeriformes; Pipridae. Bases 70 to 1716 code for a protein of 548 amino acids. The record is from RefSeq and is a predicted model, not a curated record. The transcript has 15 exons. Gene Ontology annotation, cellular component: transcription factor TFIIH core complex; transcription factor TFIIH holo complex.
CCCGACCCCCGUAGCGCCGCUGCCGCCCGGAGCAGCCCCGGCACCGCCCGCACGCUCAUUGCAGCCACAAUGGCAACAUCAUCUGAAGAAGUGUUACUGAUUGUAAAGAAGGUACGUCAGAAGAAGCAGGAUGGAGCUCUGUACCUCAUGGCUGAACGGAUAGCAUGGGCACCUGAAGGCAAAGACCGCUUCACAGUCAGCCAUAUGUAUGCAGACAUAAAAUGCCAGAAAAUCAGUCCAGAAGGCAAAGCAAAAAUUCAGCUUCAGCUGGUAUUGCAUGCAGGGGACACGACCAACUUCCACUUCUCCAAUGAAAGCACAGCAGUGAAGGAGCGAGAUGCAGUAAAGGAUCUUCUUCAACAACUGUUGCCUAAGUUCAAAAGGAAAGCUAAUAAAGAACUUGAGGAGAAGAACAGAAUGCUGCAAGAAGAUCCUGUUUUGUUUCAGCUCUAUAAAGACCUUGUUGUGAGCCAAGUAAUCAGUGCUGAAGAAUUCUGGGCCAACCGUUUAAGCCUGAAUGCAGGGGAUAAUUCUGCAGCACCUAGUAAGCAGGAUGUGGGCAUCUCUGCAGCAUUCCUGGCUGAUGUACGGCCUCAGACAGAUGGCUGCAAUGGUCUGAGGUACAAUUUGACUUCAGAUAUUAUUGAGUCCAUAUUUCGAACAUACCCUGCAGUAAAAAUGAAAUACGCAGAAAAUGUUCCACACAACAUGACUGAGAGGGAAUUCUGGACACGAUUUUUUCAGUCUCAUUAUUUUCAUCGGGACAGGCUCAAUACAGGCUCAAAAGACCUCUUUGCAGAAUGUGCCAAACUGGAUGAAAAAGGGUUAAAAGCAAUGGUGUCUCAAGGAGUGAAAAACCCCCUGAUAGAUUUAACAGCUUUGGAAGAUAAAUCCUUAGAUGAAGGCUAUGGUGUUGCUUCUGUGGCCUCUACAUCAAAUGCCUCAAAGUCUGCUAGAGAAAGCAGCAAUGCUGCCAUCAUAAAACGCUUUAAUCAUCAUAGUGCCAUGGUCCUUGCAGCUGGCCUCAGGAAACAAGAAGCACAAAAUGACCAUUACAGUGAGACCAGCAGUACGGAUGGAAACUCCAGGGAUUCAGAUUUCUUUCAGCCACCACUGAAAAAGGUGAAACUGCAGGAGGCCAUUGAAUACGAAGAUUUAUCAAAGAAUAAUGGCGUUAAAACUAUUGCACUAAACUUAAAGAAGUCUGAUAGGUAUUAUCAUGGUCCAACUCCAAUUCAAUCACAGCAAUAUGCAACCAGUCAGGAUAUAAUUAAUUCUUUUAAUAGUAUUAGACAAGAAAUGGAAGCAUAUGUACCUAAACUAACUCAGGUUCUUUCAAGUGGUGAUGCUGCCAGCACUAUUGCAGUCCUGUCACCUGGAGGAGCACUUAUGCAGGGUGGAACACAGCAAGCCAUAAACCAGAUGGUGCCAAAUGACAUUCAGUCUGAACUAAAACACUUGUACGUGGCAGUAGGGGAACUGCUACGACACUUCUGGUCCUGCUUCCCUGUUAACACGCCAUUCCUAGAAGAAAAGGUUGUGAAAAUGAGGAGCAACUUGGAAAGAUUUCAGGUUACAAAGCUCUGCCCAUUCCAAGAAAAGAUUCGGAGACAGUAUUUAAGCACAAAUUUGGUAGGCCAUAUAGAGGAGAUGCUGCAGACGGCCUACAACAAGUUCCACACGUGGCAGUCCCGGCGCAUGCUGAAGAAGACGUGAAGGCGCACGCUGUACAGGUCUGAGAGCAAAGCCUGCAAUAGGGUAGGAGUACAGCCUAGGUAUGUCCAGAUCAACUUAGAGUUCUUGCAGGAAGACCUGCAAGCUGUGGACUUCUGGAAACGAUGCUAACUGAACUUGCACAUUUUUGAAAAAGAACUGAAAAAAAACUUGAAAACUAGGGAGAAAAACAAGGAAGAACCAAAACAGAAGAGCCGAGGCGCAAAAAUAUUUAAAAGACACUGUUUACUGCAGUUACUCAGGAACUGCUUUUGAUUUGCAUAAAGAGCUGCUUUCAGAAAUAAAAAAUUUAAAGAGGGUGUAUUAAUAAAAUUUGUUUUACUGUCUAAUUUUUUUUUAAGAAGUGUAUGGCACAGGGUAGAUCUCAAAAGUUUUUCUUCACUGGAUUCUGACAUUUUAUUGAAUUGUUUGUACUUUCUGCAACAGUUUAACAAUGGUAUCUUAAAACAUAGCUGAGACUGUUUUUGCUUUAAACAUCUGGGAGAGUAUAGCUGUCAGAAGACAAGCUCCUGCCAUAUGUUUCCCCACCAGUUGGAAGCAAGAGGCAUUGCACUGAAAGUUGUUCAUGGUCUGGGGUCCCUAAAGGUACAUGGGGGCAAACUUUUGCCUGAAGUCUUGGAUUUUUAUGCAGAAUUUUUUCAGCCAUCAGUUUUGCAUGUUUUCCUUUGAGUGCAAGUGUGUGCUACUGCAAUCCUUUUUUUUUUUUAAUGGUGGCAUUUGUUCUGAGGAGAGAAUGCAUUUUUAAAAAUGACAUUAAAUAAAGUUUCUUACAAAAGAAGUCAUUUAUUUUCAAUUCUUAGGCAUUUUUUUAUUUCUUCUCCUAAAUCUGUUUUCCUUCAUUCUUCCCUUUUGACUAUUAUACUGUUUUUGGCGAAUUGAUAAUCAUUGCAAAGAGAAAAAUAUGUUAUCACAAUGUCCAUAGAUGUUGGGAAUCUGUGCCAUACUUUGUUCCAAAUAGAAUCAGUUCACAGUUUCAGACCAACUUGUCUUGUAUUAAAUGUGACUUUAAAUGCAAAGUAACCCCCUUUUCUAGAAUAUAUGCAGUUUAAUGCCAUCCUUUUAUUUUUUUUGUCACCUUGACUGUACUAAAGCCCAGUAUGGGCUACUGAACUUUUUUACUUAAGACUAAGCGUGACUGUUAAAAAUGCAUCUACUACAAAGACAAAUCAGAGCGACAAUAUGUAUUCAAAGCAAGCACAGCAGUGUUCAGUACAGCAGAAGAAAUUCCCAUUAGCCUGCAUGAUGGCUUAAUGGCUAUGUUUUGGUAUGAUGCUAAAAUAUGAUAGUAUGAUGUUGGGUGGAUAAUUCUUGCAAAUUCCUACAGAAGAUGUAUUGGUGUAGCCAAGUUGGUGCUUGUUCUGUGCUGCUGCUCCAUUUAUGCAAGAGGGGUUUUUUCUUUCACUGGUGUGUGGAAGUCAGCAGCUUCUUUUUACCCUUUUUUGCUUUCAGAUUUUUGUAUUAUGCUAUAAUAUUUUGGUAAAAGCUGAGUUUCAGUUAAAUGCCACUGUCUGCACCAAAGUUCUGUUUGGAAAUGUGUGCAUAUUGUUCAGCCUAGUUCCCUGUCUGCCUUUGCAGAUUGAUGCAUGAUCCCUGCUCUGUGCUGUUGAUGUGGUUCUGCUACAAGAAAUGACUGGACUCAACAUGAGGUGCCCCUUGUUCUUGACAGGGUGGAAAUGUCACUAGGAACAAACAGAUGUACGUACAACAUUUGGGGGAUGAGGUGCACAUCUUACCAAGAGUUACCUCUCGUGAUAACUAAACUAUUUCUCUAAAAUUUAGGCUUAGGGGUACGGCUUUAUUAAGCCAAAUCCUCUUAGGUGCAGGCAGCUCCAGAAAGAAAGGGUAGUUUGUUCUCCCCCGAUCCAAAGCAUUUGAUCUAGGAAUUCUGUGACCAAAUUUCAGCUGUUUUGUGAAAGCUAACACACCUUUCAUCAUAUCAGGGCUAGGGUCAAGAAAACCUAAAAUGUCUGAUUUAAAUUCUAACUGUGCCUGAAGCUAUGAACAACGCAUUUAAGUAUUAGACUGCACUGAGACUUCACUAAAAAAUGUAUGGGACAGUUUUGAACAUGGAACUAAUUCACCUUUAAUUGGAGUCAGUAUUUAGUGUUCCUGGAAAGGCUGGGCAAAAUGGUUAGCAUGGUGGAAAAGUUUCAGUGCAUCACAAGAACAUUUUACAGUCCAGAGGACUGUCGUUUAUAACCAUUUCGGGGAUGGUGUUGCAAUAGCUUUAAGUUACUGUAGUGAUAUCAGGCUAUCAAAAUGUACCUUAAUUAACAGAACUAGGGGGGAAGAGGACUAUGAUACAACAGUUUUGCCUAGAGACUGUACAGGCAAGGCUGCUAUGCACUUCAUAUUGCUUUUUCAGGUAUUGUGGCAAUAAGGCACAGGCCCCUCCUCAAGUAAAGGGAGGUAAACUAAAUAUUCUUUCUACGUUAUGUUCCCCUUUUCUGUAGCAUGGUCCAAAACACAGAUUAAUUCCUUGAGUUUUGAAACUGAAUCAUCAUGCAUUAUAUUACUAUUGGAAUCUUUAUACUGACUUGUAUUUUUAAUGAGAAUUCAUAAAACUUGUAUCAUUGGCAUUGAUCUAAGAUUUGUAGAAUAAACCCUACUGAAUUCUAAAGUGAA